AUGUCUGGUUUUAAUAUUGCUACGCCUUCCAUGACCACGCCUGCUAUGCAGACACCUUCGAUUCCUACUCCACUUCAUAAUUCAACUCCAUUUGCACUUCCUACUACGCCAGCUCCCAAUGAUGCUCCUACGCCUAGUAGGGAAGCAAAUCCUCAUGCUGUGGCAGGUAUCACACCUACUUUACAAAAUAUUGUUGCCACUGUUAAUUUGGAUUGUCGUUUGGAUCUCAAAACAAUCGCUCUUCAUGCUCGUAAUGCAGAGUACAAUCCAAAGCGUUUCGCAGCUGUUAUUAUGCGUAUUCGUGAUCCAAAGACUACUGCAUUGAUCUUUGCUUCUGGUAAGAUGGUCGUGACAGGUGCCAAAUCUGAGGAUGACUCUAAAUUGGCUGCUCGUAAAUACGCUCGUAUCAUCCAAAAGCUAGGCUUUCAGGCAAAAUUCACCGAUUUCAAGAUUCAGAAUAUCGUGGGUUCUUGCGACGUCAAAUUUCCUAUUCGUCUUGAAGGCUUGGCUUACUCCCAUGGUCACUUUAGUUCUUACGAACCUGAAUUGUUCCCUGGUCUUAUCUAUCGUAUGGUGAAGCCAAAAAUCGUGUUGUUAAUCUUUGUAUCUGGUAAGAUUGUCUUGACAGGUGCCAAGGUCCGUGAAGAAAUCUAUCAAGCCUUCCAAGCUAUAUAUCCUGUGCUUACAGAAUUCCGUAAGCCUUAG
Molecule: messenger RNA, 705 nt
Organism: Gilbertella persicaria
Lineage: Eukaryota; Fungi; Mucoromycota; Mucoromycetes; Mucorales; Choanephoraceae
Product: TATA-box-binding protein
Exons: 4
Coding region: 1-705 (234 amino acids)
Biological process (GO): DNA-templated transcription initiation
Molecular function (GO): DNA binding; RNA polymerase II general transcription initiation factor activity
Source: RefSeq, a predicted model, not a curated record